AUGGAAUUUUUGUCAGUGACAUUAGGCAGCAAGUCAGGAGUGGUUCGGGAAGAUAGUGUGAAUCUGAUGGCUUCCGACAAUCGGUCAAAAUCGGGAUGGCGACCUCAAAUGUCAGUGUGGUGGAUUGGAGCUGCUGCAGUGUGUGUGGGGUUUCUUCUGCUGAUUUUGAUCUUGGCCGUGGUGGCACACAAUUCCAAGGCCAUCGGUCAUCAGGACUCAAAGUGUGAAAACUUGAUCUCGAGCCUGAUCAUGGACAGAGACGCUCUGAGAGAUGAGCGAGACCAAAUGAAGGUGAAUUACGUCAACCUGACGAAGGAGAUGGAGGUGCUACAGAGCCAAUACAACGCUAUGGCUGUGAGUCGAGAUGCGCUGCAAGAGGAGGUCAACAGGUUCAAUGUCAGCAAAAAAGAUGAACCUUGCCCCCAAGGAUGGAAAACAUUCAAAGGCAAGUGCUACUAUUUCUCUUCUUCUGGACUGACUAAAUCUUGGCAAAGCAGCAGAACAGACUGUCAAGGAAGAGGAGCGGACCUGGUGAUCAUAACCACAAAAGAAGAGCUGGAGUUUGUCGUUAGAUCUUUUCCCAUAACCUGGAUUGGUCUGUCUGACUUGGAGACCGAGAACAAGUGGAAGUGGGUGGAUGGGAUUGAUCUGAUAGGUGAUGGAUUCUGGCAAGAAGGGGAGCCCAAUAAUAAUAAAGACAGUGAGGAUUGUGUCGAGGUCUCACGUGCAGCUAAGAGAUUUAAUGACGUGGCUUGUGGAUACAGAUUUUCAUGGGCAUGUGAGAAAUAAGGUCCUGUUGGCAUUUGUUAAUUUUUCAGUUGAUGCCAUUUACUCCCCGCCAUUUAAAAAAAAAUCUAAUUAGUAUUACUCUUACUGGUCUGGAAAUAAUAAACAGUUAUAGACAGUCUGAUUACAACUGUUCCUUUUAGUGGUCUCAAAUUGUUACUUCGGAAAUAAAAUAAAAUCAACUAAAAUAUAUAUAAAGCUGAUUCAUCCAUUUAAAAAAUGACUCUGAAUUACCUUUCUUCUAUCCUAACAUUGCCCAUUCAUAUUUUGUUCCUGAUUUUAUGAAUUUUCAAAGCAUAAAAAUGUCACACAAUACUGUGUCUUCUUGAUGUUUCUUCCACUGAUUAUAAAAUGAACAAUAAACUCCUAGAUGUAAUAAUU
Messenger RNA from Pseudoliparis swirei, 1167 nucleotides. RefSeq names its product hepatic lectin-like. Bases 1 to 789 code for a protein of 262 amino acids. The transcript has 5 exons. Lineage: Eukaryota; Metazoa; Chordata; Actinopteri; Perciformes; Liparidae. The record is from RefSeq and is a predicted model, not a curated record.